CCAUUAUAUUCAUCAUUUACAACCAGCUAACUCUUACUAGAAUUUUGAAGAUGAUUCUUCCUAUAUUUCUCACCUUUUCUUUCCUAUUUUCCCUCUCUUAUGCUAAUACUAUUGCUUUUGAUUUUUGUGUAGGAGACUUAAACCUACCAAGUGGACCAUCCGGAUUCUCUUGUAAAGAUCCCACAAAAGUCACAGCAGAUGAUUUUGUUUAUUCAGGAAUGAGGGUUGCAAGUAAUACUUCAAAUCUUUUCAAAUUUGGUAUAAGAAGGGCAUUAUCUCCUCAGUUCCCAGGUUUAAAUGGUUUAGGUAUUUCUAUAGCUCGUGCAGAUUUCGAUGUGGGUGGAUUUUUCCCCAUGCAUACACAUCGAACAUCUGAAAUACUCAUGGUAACUGAAGGAACGCUAAUGGCUGGCUUUAUUGACACAAACAAUAAAGCUUACUACAAAACAUUAAUGAAGGAGGAUAUCAUGAUCAUCCCGCCAACACUAGUCCAUUUCAUGAUAAAUGUUGGAUCAACCCCAGUUCUUGCAUAUACAAUCUUUACAAGUGCUAAUCCUGGUGUCCAACUACUUGACACUGCUCUCUUCCAAAAUGACCUACCCGCAGAGGUGAUUGAGAAGGUCACUUUGCUUGACCAUGCACAAGUAACAAAGCUCAAGAAAAUAUUCAAUGAUACUAACAUUUCCAGUUUAUUUGGAUAGCAAUAUAGGAGGGACUAUAGAAAGGAUGGGAUAGCAAAGGACAUGGGAAAGAAGGGGGGAGGGAGGAUGGAAAUCUAUA
Messenger RNA from Beta vulgaris subsp. vulgaris (sugar beet), 780 nucleotides. RefSeq names its product auxin-binding protein ABP19a. Gene Ontology annotation, cellular component: cell wall. The record is from RefSeq and is a predicted model, not a curated record. The coding region runs from base 51 to 701 and encodes 216 amino acids. The transcript has a single exon. Lineage: Eukaryota; Viridiplantae; Streptophyta; Magnoliopsida; Caryophyllales; Amaranthaceae. Gene Ontology annotation, molecular function: manganese ion binding.